GGGUCAGUCUUCACUAGCUGUCAGUGUUGACACUGACGUCAACAGCGCAACUGGCAAGUUUGCCACCAUUGAAGCUGCAUAUGAGCUGGAUUGAUCAGGAAGCAUUUGAAGAGCAGAGCAGAGCAGAGACGACGAAGGAAACUUUCGUGCAACCUUGAUUGGUACUGCAAUCAUGUGCACUGCUUGGGCACAGACCAGAGCAUUCGCUUUUCCCAAACAAGGCUUCCAAGAAGCUAAAGCGAACCGCUUGGUGUUUGGUCGGGAUGCCGGUGGGCACACGAACGGCACCUUGGCCGGGCCAAGGAUUCUGGUUUGUGGGGGAAGGUGGCAAGUAUCGAGGGGUAUGCGAAGAAGGUCACAAUUCUCUUUGAGGGCACUGACAUGGCAAGGGCAAGCUAGACGGUGGAAGCAGCUCGCGGACAAAUCGUCAUGCACAGAUGUCCGAUGGCAGGGGUGGUGGUCAGGAAAACCCUCGGACAUGGCACACAACAGCCGGUGGUGUCAAAAGCAAAGGUCGUUACGGCGGGCGGGAGGAAGAGGAAAUGGAACCAACGCUUCAACAGAAAGCACAAGUGGGGGGGAUGCUCAACCAUACGAUGUGGAGCUGGAAUUUGAAAACUGGUCGAAAGGCGAAUUUGCUGCAAUGCUGUCGAAAGACAAGGACUUUUCUGUGAGGAGCGAUCCGUGGGCCACUGAUUCAGAACCUGACAGCGGUCCGUCCACCAGUGGGGGAAACAGAGUCCCUGGCGAGGUCAGCUCGGAAGCUGCAGCAGUGUUGGGGAAGUCUGGGACAAGAGCGUCAUUUCCGGUCAGUCCUUCUGAGACAUCUGGAUUAGCUGAUGAGGCCAUCAAAGUCGAGGUGCCUGCGCAGGAUCAUUCUGGGGUGGGGAUCGAGGUGCUGACACUGCUGUCAGAAGUAGACAAGAAGAAAGCGUUUGAGAAGGCGCAGGCAAAGCAAACAUGGUGGGGGACAUUCGUAUACGAGACCUGCAGCAUAGCGCUCUUCAUUUGGGGCUGGCUGCGCACUGCCACUUUUGCCACUUUCCAUUUUUUGGUGAAACAACCGGGGGAGCUGUUCAAUCUCUCAUGGCCCAGUCCUGGGGAGACAGUCAGCACAAUGGGCCUUGUCACGGGAACAAUUGCUGUGCUCCUGGUUCUCAUUUCGACCAUGGAUACAGGCUUUACAUACGUUCUGGCAUCCCUCGUUCGAAGAAGUGCGAAGUAAACGGCUCCAACGGCUAUAACGAACAGUUGGCGAGGACUGUAUAAAUAGACACUUUUGCUUGGGCCCGGCCAUCACUGUACUGGCACUGUUUGCGAGUUAGUAUAUAUAUGGAACGGUUUGCCGCUCUGCCAAAUUAAGUCCCAUCUCAAGUUUUCCAUCAAGAAAGACGAAUUUUGUGAAGCGUCCUCGACGUCCUUCCCAAGC
Molecule: messenger RNA, 1429 nt
Organism: Klebsormidium nitens
Lineage: Eukaryota; Viridiplantae; Streptophyta; Klebsormidiophyceae; Klebsormidiales; Klebsormidiaceae
Source: the annotation of a GenBank genome assembly